This is a messenger RNA of Chlorella variabilis, 1797 nucleotides long. RefSeq lists its product as hypothetical. Bases 1 to 1797 code for a protein of 598 amino acids. The transcript has 3 exons. Gene Ontology annotation, cellular component: nucleus. Gene Ontology annotation, molecular function: DNA binding. NCBI's taxonomy places the organism in Eukaryota, Viridiplantae, Chlorophyta, Trebouxiophyceae, Chlorellales, Chlorellaceae. The record is from RefSeq and is a predicted model, not a curated record.
AUGGCAGCCCCUGCAGAGGCUCCUGCAGCAGCGCACCAUCAGCCCAGCCCAGCCCGAGCUCGGGGCAGCAGCGCCCGCUGUCAGAUAUGCGAGGUCGACCUCAGCACCGAGCGCAUCUUUUUCAGGCGAUAUCGAGCGUGCCCUCAGCAUGUCCACGCCGACCAAAUAGAGCUGGAAGGCAGGCCCCACCGCUUCUGCCAGCAGUGCGGCCGCUUCCACCGCCUCGAGUGCUUUGACGGCGACAAGCGCAGCUGCCGGGAGCAGCUGGCGCAGCACGCGGCCCGCCGCCGAUACCUGUACCGCCUCCGCCACGGCGGCGGCGGCAGCGAGGGCGGCGGCGGGGCCGCCAGCGGCGGCCACGCGCGCAGCAGCGGCGGCAAGAGCAGCGGAGGGGGGCCCUCUGCGAGCUCCGGCUCCGAGCAGGGCGGGCAGCUGGACGCCAGCGCAGCGGCGGCAGACACCCUACUCAACUACCUCCCCCUCCCAACCGCCAAGUGCCAGCGAACCGCAGAGCUCGCGGGGCCGGCCCUGGCGCCGCAGCCGCAGCAGGCGCCCGAGCCCCCGCAUCUGCCGCUGCCGCUGUCCCCGCCGCCGCAGCAGCUGCAGCAGAUGCAGCAGCAGCUGCAGCAGUGCGCCCCCGAGUGGCAGCAGCAGCAGAUGCAGCAGAGCGUGGCCGACUGGCAGCAGCAGCAGGCGCCCGCCCCGCAGCAGCAGCACGCACCCUUUGCCUGGCAGCGCACAGACAGCAGCAAGAGUGCGCAGCAGCCGCCGUGGCAGCGCACAGACAGCGGGAAGAGCGCGGCGCAGCCGCCCUGGCAGCGCACAGACAGCGGGAAGAGCGCGCAGGGGCAGCCGCCCUGGCAGCGCGCAGACAGCGGGCUCAGCGGGCUCAGCAGCACGUACCGCAUCUCUGGCUUCCUGGAGGCAGCCGCCGCCGCCGCCAUGGCCGCCGUUGCGCCGGAGCUCGGCACGCCGCGCAGCGCGGCCGGCGAGCCGCCGCCCGGCCACCACGCCUGCCAGUCUGCCCAGCAGCACACGCCGUCGCCGUCGCCGCAGCCCGCGGCGGCGGCGCCGCCGCCGCAGCAGGGGCAGCAGCAGGAGGAGGAAGAGCGGCUGCUGGAGCAGCAGCAGCAGCGGCUGCUGGCUGCCGAGCUGAACCGCUGGGUGGAUGAGCAGCUGCAGCAGAGCCCCGCUGAGGAGCGCCGCCUGCUGGCGCCGCUCGACUCCCUGCCCCUACGCGGCAGCCCGGCGCGGCGCAGCCACCCGACGGCCGGCCCGCGGCCGGCAGCCGGGGCCGCGCGCCCCGCCCGCGUGCGCAGCGCCUUCUCGCCGCCCUCGGCGGCCGCCGCCGCGUGGCUGCCGCCGCCGCGCGCCGACGUUCAGGAGCUGUGGGGUCGGCUGUGGCAGGCGGUGCAGCCCGCAGGCCUGGGCCCGCCGCCGCUGGCGCUGCCGCAGCUGGGCGGCGCCGCGGGGCAGCCGCGGCUGGUGCUGCGCCCCGUGCCGCGGCGCGUGGGCGUGCUGGCACCCAGCCUCAGCGCCGCUGUGGCUGCCGGGCAGCUGCCGCUGGGCGUGGCGGCGGCGCAGGCGCAGCCGCUGGCCGCGCUCAUGCGCCAGAUGCAGCGCCAGACCGGGCCCCUGCAGGCCCAUGAGUUGCUGCAGGUGCUGGAGCGGCUGCAGCCCCCACCGGCACUAGUGGCGGUGCCCAUGGCCCCGCCGGCCCCUCCCGCGCCGCCGCCGCCGGCCAACAGCCAGCUCCUGUCCCUGCUGGCAUCGGCCGCCCCCUCCCUCCUCUUCUGA